Abrus precatorius (Indian licorice) is the source of this 2934-nucleotide messenger RNA. RefSeq names its product E3 ubiquitin-protein ligase MBR2. The record is from RefSeq and is a predicted model, not a curated record. Gene Ontology annotation, molecular function: ubiquitin protein ligase activity. The transcript is spliced from 6 exons. NCBI's taxonomy places the organism in Eukaryota, Viridiplantae, Streptophyta, Magnoliopsida, Fabales, Fabaceae. Bases 500 to 2656 code for a protein of 718 amino acids.
UGUGAAACUGUUAGUCUAUUACAGUUGUCAUGAUUAGUAUGUGGAGCAUGAAAUUAGACAAAACUUAGGUGCAGUACCAUAGGUGCUUUUGGUGUUGUUCUCCAAUCAUAAAAAUAAUUUUACUUCUGCUAACCAUUGCCAUAAAGGAUGACAUUGAAGGCUGGUACAGGGUUGAAACACCAAUUUUUAUUGGAGAAUAGUGCCAAAAGUACCUAUGAUAAGUUUUGUCCUAUGAAAUUCAUGAAAAUAUUCAGUAAUCAGCAUAAUAUUAGAGUAAUAGGUUUUCUUAGUGACAGCUUGUAAAAAGUUUAUUUUCUUUCUUUUCUAAUUUCUGCUAAGUCUAAAUCUCCUGUUGAGGAUGCAUGUGCUUCUUAGCAACAAAUAAGAUAAGACAUUGUUGGUUCAAGAGAAACACAUGAGCUUUUUGGGCCAGUACUAUAUGAUUCAAGUGUUACUCCAAAAGUUUUAGGCUUUUUGGCAAAGUUUUUUAUGAUCUCUAAUGUGGGACAGCUUGAUUCUGAUGCAAGGUCAAAGGAGGACUGUUGGAUCCUUCCCAGCAAUUGUUAGUAUGAUGCAAGGGCCUAAUUCUAGUGGCACUGAUAUGAAUCAUCAGUCUUCCUUGAAUCAUGUGCAAAAUGCAGUAGAUUUUAGGCUGUCAGAUUAUAGGGGGUCUUCUGGUGAUGCCGCAUGUUUACGUGGUACUGGUCCUAAUGUUCAGAGUUUCAGUGGCUGGAAUCCUGGUGAACCUAGUUCUAGACUAAAUAUGAUUAACCAAGUCAAUGAUGAUGGUCUAAAAUCAGAACAUGGACUGUCUUCUUCAUAUAGUGCUGCUACUGAGGAUGGUCUCAGAUCUGAAGAAAGGCAAUUUGAACCAAAUAAUGCAAUCUUUCCUGUUUCUAAUCUACAUGGGAAUCAAUCUCGAAGUCACCCUUCCUUUCUGCAAGGUUCCAGUUCCAAUCAUAUAAACCAGAAUAUUAGUCUGAAUACGGGGCACAUUGCUAAUGCUGCUGAUCGUGGGAAGGGAAAAGAAGCUGGUGGUAGUGUUAAUGACAACAAUACUAGUGGAUCAGAUAAAGAGAAGACAUCAUUUGUCAGUGCUUCUUGUACUCAUAUAGGAACUUCAUCUGAAAGCUCUGGAUACAUGGCUUGGGGUGAUUGUGCGAGUUCAAGUUCCUUAGUUAAUUGGGGUCCUUCUUGCAAGAGGAAGGCCCUUGAAGGUAGUUCUAGGCAACUCAGUACUGGAGGCAGCUCAAGCUCUCUUGUGCAAUCUGAAAAUGAUUGCUGGCCUACUGAUCCUGUUGAUCUUAAUGCUUCUACUAGCUUAAGUGAUUCUACACCUUCAGAGGAUAUUCCAGUUACUGCUGCUCCAUUACAGCAGAACACAAUAAAUGAAGUGAGACAAGAACCUUCCAAUGCAUUUCCUUUGAUUAGUGUUGCAGAAAAUGUGGAAAGGCCUCUAAGAAACUUUGAUAGAAGAAUGACCCAAAUUCAGCGUCAGGAAUCUGUACCUCUCAAUUUACCAUCGGCAGGGAGUGCUAGGCAUCAUAAUCAUUCUUCUCUGCAUCAGAUACCUGGCUCUAACUCAUUUAAUGAUUCUUUGGAGUUGAGGUUAACAGCUGGAGUAACAGCUGCUAAUUCUGGUGGUGCUCUGAACCCGUCCCCUGCCUUGCGCAUGCAUCCUUUUCCUUGGAACAGACCUACUAAUCAAAGAGGGGCCAGAUCUUCAACUUCUUAUAAUUCUGGAGAAAGAGCUGUACGGGAGGAUUUUAAUUUAAGAAUCUUUCCAAGAGAUAAUACUGAGCACCCCAUGAAUUUACCUGAAUCUUCAGGACAUGAACCUACAGCAUGGCAUACAUCUUCUGGUAUUGUGAACAAUUCUGGAGGUGUACCUCCAACGUCCUGGAUUGGAUCUAGUUCCAAUGUCCACUCAUCACCUAAUCCUAGCUGGAUAUUUAAUCAUGAAGUGCCCACAGAAAAUCUGCAGAGAGUGUCGGAGUUCAGUCCUUGGUCCUUUUUUCCAUCAAUUAGCUCUGCAUCUGGUGUUCAUAAUGGUCAUUCUACCCCGUCUCCUUCUGGCCCUCCUUCAUUUACCCAAGGUUCUAGCAGCAAUCAACCAUAUCUAAGAACAGCAUUGUUGAUGGAAAGAAGGGGUGGUGAUGUUCUCUCUGCUCCCCAUUCACUGCGAGCAUUAACCUUUGACAAUGAGGGGAGACGCCGGCUAAUAUCUGAGAUUCGCCAAGUCUUGAUUGCAAUGCGGAGGGGUGAGAACUUACGAGCUGAGGAUUAUAUGCUCUUCGACCCAUUCCUAUAUCAUGGCAUGGCUGAAAUGCAUGACAGGCACAGAGAAAUGCGGCUUGAUGUUGACAACAUGUCUUAUGAGGAAUUGUUGGCAUUGGAGGAGCGAAUUGGAGACGUGAGCACUGGAUUGAGUGAGGACACGAUUGUUAAGUUGAUGAAACAGCGACUUUUCAUGUCUGUCAUGACUGAGUCUUCUACAGAUCUUGAACCUUGCUGUAUAUGUCAGGAGGAAUAUGCUGAUGGAGAGAAUGUUGGUUCACUAGAUUGUGGGCAUGAGUUCCACAGUGAAUGCAUCAAGCAGUGGUUAUUGCAGAAAAACCUGUGCCCCAUUUGCAAAACAACGGCCUUAGCUACAUGAUAGAGAGAACCUCUAUCUUCUGUCAGUUUGAUCUUUAGCUGGCUCUAUCUAUAAUUUACUUUAUGAACUUUUUCUCCCUUAAGAGGGACAAGUCCUCUUAUUUGUUAAGAUUGGGAACAAAAACAUACCCAACAAAAAAAAAUAAAAAAAAUUAAACAAGAAACAUUGGUGGGUGAGCUAUAAUAGAGUUUCAUUUAUACUGUCGUAAUGGACAAUUACAUGUCGUUUAUGAUAGUUAUAAGCACUUGAAUAUUAUUGAAUUUCAUUAUAAACUUAAG